Messenger RNA from Columba livia (rock pigeon), 2045 nucleotides. RefSeq names its product interferon regulatory factor 7 (gene IRF7). Gene Ontology annotation, biological process: immune system process; regulation of transcription by RNA polymerase II. The record is from RefSeq and is a predicted model, not a curated record. The coding region runs from base 137 to 1762 and encodes 541 amino acids. Gene Ontology annotation, molecular function: protein binding; RNA polymerase II cis-regulatory region sequence-specific DNA binding; DNA-binding transcription factor activity, RNA polymerase II-specific. Gene Ontology annotation, cellular component: nucleus. Lineage: Eukaryota; Metazoa; Chordata; Aves; Columbiformes; Columbidae. The transcript has 10 exons.
CGGAAGGGUCACGUGAUUUCCAGGAAACUGGGCGCGAGUGGAGGGGGCGGAUAAAAGGGCCAGGCGGGAGGCGGCGCGCCCCGAGCCGAGCACCCACCCGCCCCGGGACCUGCAGGGCUGGGGACGCCACGGCACCAUGGCAGCGCCGCAGAGCGAAGGGGAGGCCCAGAAGCUGCGGUUCGGACCCUGGCUGGUGAACGCCGUCAGCAGCGGGAGGUACCAGGGACUGCGCUGGAUCGAUCCGGCCCGCAAGGCCUUCCGUAUCCCCUGGAAGCACAAUGCCAGGAAAGAUGUCACCAGCAGCGACCUGGAGGUCUUCAAGGCCUGGGCACAGGCGAGUGGUCGGUAUGAGGACCCAGAAGACCCAGCCAAGUGGAAGACCAACUUCCGCUGUGCCCUGACAAGCACCCGCAUGUUUGUGCUGCUGGAGGACCACUCCAAGUGUGGUGAUGACCCACACAAGGUCUAUGCCAUCGCCCCAGGCACCCACUGUCGAGGAGAGGAGGGAGAUUUUGGCAGCCCUGACCCUGUGGUGGACCAGCAGGUACAGCUCAACCCCCAAGACAUUGCUCCAGAAAUUGCCCCCCCAGGCGGCACUGACCCCACACAGCCCUCGACGAUGGAGGACCUGGAGUGGGUGCUGAAACAGUGCGCCAUCUCUUCCCACAACCUGGGCCCUCUGAACCCAUCCUGGAUACCUUCAGGUGAGACUGACACUAUGGGUGGGAGACCCCAGUCUUUUCCCACCAGUGAUUUCUCUGCAGAGGAAGCCCGGCACCGGGACACCCUGCUCCAGCCUCACCCAGAGCCCAGCCAAAACAACUGCAUUGCCCCACCAACAUUUCAGCCAUGGGUGCCCAUGGCAGAGCAGCCUCUCUUGGCCACCUACAGCCUCCCAGGCCCCAUGUUGCUGGGUGAGCAAGGGGCCGUGCCACCACCAUGUCAUGUGCCAGAGGUCACGGUCCCUGUGCCAUCCCCAGGGGAGGGGAUGCUCUUCACCCCCACUGUACUGCCGCCACUGGAGGAUAACUCAGGUGGAAUCAUCCCCAACCUCGAUGUCAGCAUCUACUACCGGGGGAGGCUCUUCCACCAGGAGGAGGUGGUGAACAGCCGGUGCCUGCUGGUGUACCAGCCCUUCGACCCAGCGGUGGCUGGGUGCUCCGGGCACCUGGUGCGCUUUCCCAGCCCCGCCGAGCUGGCUGAUUGCCGGCAGCGGCAUUACACUGAGGAGCUGCUGGCUGGCGUGGGACUGCAGCUGGAGCAACGUGCUUGUAAGCUCUUUGCCACCCGCCUGAAGAAGUGCAAGGUCUUCUGGGCGCUGUCCCGGCAGCUCGAGGGCACCGAGGAACCCUCACCCAACCUGCUCUGCCGGGAUCAGGAAACCCCCAUCUUUGAUUUCAAUAAGUUUUGCACAGAGCUGAGGGACUUCCGCAACAGACAAAGGAAGCGGUCCCCUGACUUCACCAUCUACCUCUGCUUUGGGCAGUCCUUCUGUAAUGCCAAGCCCAAGGAGUCCAAGCUCAUCUUGGUCAAGGAGGAUGGGGCUGUGCAGGCACUGCAGUCACAUCAAGCAGCUGUCCCUAACCCUGCUGUCCCCUGUGGUUUGCUGCCACAGCUGGUGCCCAGGUUCUGCGAGUACUGGUGUGAGCAGGUGCUGCGCGAGGGAGCCUCCUCCCUUGACAGUGGCACCAUCAGCCUGCAGCUCUCUGACUCCUUCAGCCUCUUCGAGCUCAUCGAGCAGUACAACAUGCAGAUGGACUGAGCCCCCCACUCCCCCCUGCUCCCUGUGGCUGCACCAGCUUGCAGGGAAGCACUGGGCAUUGGGGGCUGUGCAAACCGGCAUCCCCCCAGCAACACUGUUGUGGGAUGCUGAUAGUGGGGACCUUUCCUCCCUGGCUCCCUGCACCUCCACCUUCUGGUCCAGGAGCUCACACAUUGCUUUUUCCCUCCAUCAGCUGCUAAAGUGGGUUUGGGGAAUGCGGUCAUUCUACAGAUUUAUUUUCUUAAGUCUUCUAAGUUUAAAUAUAUAUAUGUAUAGAAAGGUG